Messenger RNA from Anoplopoma fimbria (sablefish), 3799 nucleotides. RefSeq names its product ADP-ribosylation factor interacting protein 1 (arfaptin 1) (gene arfip1). Gene Ontology annotation, molecular function: phospholipid binding; protein domain specific binding. Gene Ontology annotation, cellular component: trans-Golgi network membrane. The transcript has 10 exons. The record is from RefSeq and is a predicted model, not a curated record. Gene Ontology annotation, biological process: intracellular protein transport; regulation of Arp2/3 complex-mediated actin nucleation. The coding region runs from base 260 to 1780 and encodes 506 amino acids. Lineage: Eukaryota; Metazoa; Chordata; Actinopteri; Perciformes; Anoplopomatidae.
ACGAUGUGGUCGUCGUCUGCUGACAGCCGAGGGCCCGCACACUGGGUCUGUCUUUCCGGGGUUCACACAGCCAGCCGAGCGUUGCUACGGAGAGUCGAGGACCGUUGGUGAUCCCGUUGUCAGUGCGAAUCUAUGCAACGGCUGCAUUCGCACCACAUGCACUGCCGUUUGGAAAAUACGUCACCAACGGUUUCAGCGAACCACACUAACAACGGCUAACUAACCGUCCGCAGCUACACGGUUAGCCACCAGCACAGGUAUGUCUGAAGUUAGUCUUGAGGCUGAAUUGGGGAAGACCUCACCCGAGGACUCUCAGAUGGAUUGUGAGGUGGCUGAAAAUUCAGAAGAGAGUUUGAGUAAGGAUGAAAAGCAGGAGAGUGUAGACAACAGUAGGCCAAGAGAUGACAGAGACGAUGUGCUCUACGACAUUGCUAUUGACAGCGCUGAAGAAAAUGCAGAAAACGAUGACGAGGCUAUUCUGGAGGAGAAUGAGGGCAUUCAGAGGGAGAGUGCAUUGACGAGCAGUGACAGUGAUGCUGCACACGUGUCUGACAGUGUAGAAAAUAAGGGACAGGAGACGAUUCAUCAUGUUGAAACCACUGAAACACCAGAGGAAAGUGGAGAUUCUCAAACCGAAACACAGGAAAGCACAAUGACUGAGGAGUCCCAUAGAAGCUCAGCAGCUGAGAUCCCGGUCACCAGCAAUGGAGACCUGGAUCAGAGCCCUGAGACCGUAUUCCAGAGGGACUCUUACCCCAGUGGCCCUGGGGCCCUAAACCUGUCAGAGUCCUGUGUCACCUCCAGCAACUUUGCUUCAACAACAGAAGGCAUCAUUGAAUCAGGACCGUACAAAGGGUCAGCAAGCCUGCCCACGUCUCCCGUGGCCUCUGUAGCGCCCAGCUCGGCUGUUGCUUGCCGCCUGGCGCGCUCUGCCAGCGAUAGUCAGGCUGAGAAAGGCACGAUGAAUGAACAGCCAAACAGCGGAGCGGUGGUCCUUUCAGAUGACUUAAAGAGCCCAGCCAUGGAAAAACUGGACCUAGUGAGGAAGUGGAGCAUCAACACAUAUAAAUGCACCAGGCAGAUCCUGUCAGAGAAGCUGGGCCGGGGCUCGAGGACCGUGGACCUGGAGCUGGAGGCUCAAAUCGAAGUCCUCCGGGACAAUAAGAGAAAGUACCAGAACGUCAUCAAGCUGGCUCAGACUCUGGCCUCUCAGCUGUCCCAGAUAAUGCAGACGCAGAGGCAGCUGGGCGACGCCUUCGCCGACCUCAGCCUCAAGUCACCACAACUACACGAGGAGUUUGGUUACAACGCUGAAACCCAAAAGCUUCUGUCCAAAAACGGAGAGACACUGCUGGGUUCCAUCAACUACUUCAUCUCCAGUGUGAACACACUCGUGGACAAAACAAUCGAAGACACCCUGCUUAAUAUCAAGCAGUAUGAAUUUGCCAGGGUUGAAUAUGACGCGUACCGUACGGAUCUGGAGGAGUUGAAUCUGGGGCCCCGUGAUGCCACCACCAUGCCCAAGAUCGAGUUCUCCCAGCAGCAGUUCCAGAUCCACCGCGAGAAGUUCGAGAGGAUGCGAAACGACGUCUCCAUCAAGCUGAAGUUCCUGGAAGAGAACAAGGUGAAGGUGUUGCAUCACCAGCUCAUCCUGUUCCACAACGCCAUCGCUGCGUACUACGCCGGAAACCAACAGCAGCUGGAACAGACACUCAAGCAGUUCCACAUCAAGUUGAAAAUGCCAGGUGGGGACAGUCCAUCUUGGCUGGAAGAGCACUAAUCACUCCGUUUGAAGCCACAGCGGCUCAAUUUGACAGGAAAUGUUGCAAAUCUACGGGGACUCGACUGCCGCUGCCUUUCAAACUUUCACUCUUGUAAAUCUUUUAACUCAAUACGCAAAAAAAAAAAAAAAACUCCUACAAUCCUUUUACUGUUGUUGUAAAAUCAUCGUUUUCAUCUUGCAGUGAUUUGAAAUCAUCGGAAACGCACUUUUAAACUGUUUGACAAAUCUGUUGAACAGGAGUCGCUGCAGUAAACACAUUUGGGAACUGUAAAUGGCCUUUUGUAAUCCAGCAUUAUGAAUGUUGUAUCGCAGCAUGGCGGACAUGUUGGCUCUGUAAGGACAGCUACGACUGCCGGUUACACAUUAUUUACAGAACUCUUAUCAGUUGAGUGAGAUCUAGAUGAAUACUUUACGAAAGUCUAAUCAGGAAGCUUCAGGAACCCCUGAACAUGAAUUCUCUCAUGAUUUGAUUUGACACCUGUUGUGAUAAACAGGGCAAAGCGGCAUUAAGAUUUGCGGAUCAUGCAUGCAAACUGGCCAGCAAACUCUGAAUAAAGUUUUAGUUUGACAUUUUGGGAAAUGCUAUUAUUGGCUUUCUUGCUGAGAGUUUGUUCAAUAUAAGACUGCAGCCAGCAGCCUGUUAGCUUAGCAUAGCUUAGCAUAAAGACUGAAAACGGUUAGCUGUCAGGGUAACCUGGCUUUCACUAAAGGUAAACAAAAUUCUGCCUACCAGCACAUCUAAACCUCACAAAUAUAAAAAACCAAACUGUAAAAAAAUAAAUAAAGAUGAGGUUUAACAGGAGGUGAUGUGCCUUAGUGCAGAGCCAGGCUAACAGUUUCCCCUGAUUCCAGUCUUUAUGCUAAGCUAAGCUAACCAGUUUCCGGCUGUAGCUUUAUAUUAAACGUACAAACAUGAAAAUGUUUUGAUCUUCUCCUCUAACUCUGCACAUUAAAACAAUUAAGAGUAUUUCCCAAAAUAUGAAACUAUUUCUUUUAAAUUGAUGUUAAAAUCAUAUUGAUGUCCAUUCACAACAAAUCCUGUCUGUUGUGAGACGACUAUGCUGACAGGAUGCUAUUUUUAAUCAAUAUUAUUCUCCGUUUGGCAAAUGACUGAAUGGAUAAAAGUGUUUGAUUCUCUUUAAUUCCAGAGACAAUGAAGGACCAGCCUUAUGUGACUAAAUGUGCCUUGAAUUCUUGAAUUUCUUCUUCUCUUCCCCUCCGCGCUUCAAUAUUUGAUCUUGUUGUUGAAAAAAGUCGUUUUAACUUCUAGUUUUCAGGACCAACUCUUGAUGGAAGAGAACGGACCAAACGCACACACUCUCAGAGGACAGUACAGUCAGAGCCUGUACGACUGUACAUGUUUAAACACUCCACACAACACACAUACGAUAGCUGUGUUUAAAAAAAAACACUCCAGUAACAUUCAGAAAGUCUAAAUAAGUUUUUAAGACUCGCUGUUCUCAAAGAUAUUUAUCCAUAUUGCACAUAUGCACAUUUAUGCAUUUGAGACUAAUUAAAAAACAACUGUAUGAUAUGUGAGGUGAAAACCAAAAGACGAUUAACUUUUUUGUAAAUUUGAAAGACCAGCAUCCUUUGUCUGAGCUGCUAACAGUUAGUGUCAUUGGGCUACAUAAAAGUAUAUUUUUCAAAGAGGACAUAUCUAUACGCUGUUAAUGAUAACCAGCUGUCACGUCCUCACUUUGUGGAUUUGUACUUUUCCUAUGGCUCACCAUAGCAGUUUGAGAGUGUCAACAAUCUAUUGUUUCCCUGAAAUAGAUGGAUAUAUAUAUUUGUAAUUUUCUCUAUUUUACCUUGUAGUUUAUGAUAAAUGCUGCCAUUUGGCUUUUGUUUUUGAUUGUUUUUUCUGGAAGACCUGCAGAAUGAUGUGCUAGAACUAGCAUGAGCUAGUGGGUCUUUACCUUUUGUGAUGAUAAAACAUUAACAAAUGUUGAGAAAAGAAAAGGAUUCUGAAUGUUGUGUAAACUCUUUGGGAAGAUUAAAGUUUCUUUUCUUUAU